UACCCAUGGACCAAUGGAAAGAUUUUUGACGCUGGACUGGUUGAUGGGGACGGAUAUGUUGCCGCCGCCGGCAACACUGCGACAUGGCCGCCGCACGUCGGGUGUGGAUACCGAACACGGAGGAACGCGAUGGAAGCGAGGUGUAUGUAUGGAUACGGUAACGAUGCGACGGCAUACCCACAUGUGAUGUGUUAGGGCGAAGAUGUCGUCGAGCGUCAGUGGUGAAACGACAUGUAACUGGAUGGAGUUUCACGCCUCCCAAGACGGUUGAUCGAUCGGUCGGUCGGGCAGAGCAUUAUGUCGACGACCCCCAUCUCUCUCGUGGAUGUGGCCAAUGACAGUCGCCAGGACGUACCACGGAAAGCUACCCAGGAGAGGAGUGGCGUCGAGGCGGUCGAGUCCGUCGCGGCUGCACCGCCAGUGGGAAAUGCAGUCAACAAGAGGCCGACGCUCAUGGAUGUGGCCAAAGACAACACCAUGCCAGCAUCGUCGUCGUUGAUGCAAGUAGCCGCUUCCACUCCUUCAACGACCACAUCAACCACCGCGCCAUCGCUCAUGAGUGUAGCUGCAGCGCCGCCAAAAACGUUGCUCAGUACCGUGGAUGUGGCUGCUCCUCGCAAAUCCCUCGUCGCGUCCGUCGCUUCCACUUCGAGCGAUCCAUCGGCCCUAGUGGCGGUGGCCCACAACUUACGACAAGACCCGACGUCCACAUUUGGCAAGUCCGUCAAGGUGACGGAUGUGGCCGCGAAGAUGGACAAGGAGCGUGAUGUGGAGAUCACGGCGGCACUCCACGCGUCGUCCGUGGCUGUUAGGGCUGAAAACGACCAAGUGGCCAAGCAAGUUCUUCCGCAACUGGUCAAAGAUGUCAAGCAACAAGUCGAAACCAAAAUAGCUAAGGCAGUGUUGAUUGAAACUGCCGCCGAAGUACAACGCGACCAAGCCAGGGCCAAGGCAGUGCUUCAAGCUUGUGCUGUGGAAGUCAAGAAGGAGGUUCCUGCCGUCCUGUCGAGCCCAUCCCCCACCUACAGCCAAGAUUAUGAAGACGAGGUGGUCGAGGCGGUCAAGGCUACGAAGCAAGGUGGUCGGAAUGACAACCAGCGCGACGUUGAAGGGCCUGCGGAGGUCGAACGCACGGCCACAUCCUCAGACAAAGGCCACCGCGAGUUCCUUGUCGCUGUGUUUCGAGGAAACAUGCAGAAACUUCGAGCGAUGAUAGAGUCGGACGGGGACCUUGUGCAUGCGACCGACCAACACGGAUGGAACGGACUGCAUUGGGCUGCGUCCCAAGGACAUGGAGACGUCCUCAAGUUCUUGCUGCAGAUCGGAGCGGUCGCGCAUGCCGCCGAGCCAGUCAACUUGUGGUCCCCGCUGCAUGUUGCGGUUAUCCGGGCACAUGUACCAUGCGUGAAGCUGCUCUUAGACCACGGCGGCGCGGCGGUGUCUGUGACACAGAAGGACGUGUACGGAGAUCGACCGAUAGAUUGCGCCGUGAACCUCACUGGUCGCUUACGCACACAGAUGCUGGCACUGCUCGAAAGAUGAUGAAUCGUGUGAGGGGAAAGAGAUACAUAAGGAUUAAAAGAGGAAGGAACGAGGUCUAUCUACAAGGGAGAUCGUCUUCAACGAGGACGACGUAGCAGGAAGCACCUAACUCGACGCGCCAAACGAUCCCACGUUGUCCUUCUUGUCGGAUUUCUCCACCUUCACACUUUCCCGGUACUUUUGGAGGUAUAACUUGAGGGGCUCCACGUACGAAUCGAAGCCCAAUGUGCUCAUGGCCCAGAUGAUGUCGUCGCCGUUGAUAGUCUUCCGCUUCUCUUGCUGACACUUGUCACUGGCCUCGGACGUGAUGAACGAAAUGAACUCGGACACGCACUCCUGCACGGUUUCCUUGCCGUCCUUGGCGAUCUUGGCCGUGUUGGGAAGGGAUACCUUCAUGAUGCGGGAGAUGUUGGCCGUAGGAAGGAACCGAUCUUGUUCACGGAUCUCAUCGUCGUUCAGGUCGUCCUUGCUGCUCAUGAUGGUGCUUCCUUGGUUGGUAAAGGUGAGAAUGGGACGCC
Messenger RNA from Aphanomyces astaci, 2060 nucleotides. RefSeq lists its product as hypothetical. The record is from RefSeq and is a predicted model, not a curated record. The coding region runs from base 298 to 1542 and encodes 414 amino acids. NCBI's taxonomy places the organism in Eukaryota, Oomycota, Saprolegniomycetes, Saprolegniales, Verrucalvaceae. Gene Ontology annotation, molecular function: protein binding. The transcript has 2 exons.